CCCAAUUUUUGAGUUUUGUUACCCUCACUGCUCGACUCUGUCCAAUCUGUGGCAACGCAUUCGAUCGCCACGGCCCAAUCGGGCUAGUGGCGGCUACUUUUUGACGGGCAGUGGAAACGGCACUGGCACUGCCGCCUCGUCGGGCGCCAACAUCAGCCUUACACCCACAACCGCAUAUUGGACCAAUGCUGAUGGCAGUAUACAGGGUGGUGUGGCUCCCUAUGGUGUUGAGACAUUGUCCUCCAACGAGUGCAUAAUUAAUGUAACAGAGGCCGAUAAGGAUUUUGCGAUUAGGGCUUUUGACAUAGCUAAGCCGGCCACAAUCAUCACCACAACCUGUGGAACGGAUAGCGAAGACGACGAGGACGAGGACGACGACGGCGACGGCGACGAAGAGGACAAACACAAUGGCACGGAGGGCAGUGAUAGUGACAGCGUCAACGAAGAUGAUGAAGAUGGCCCCAAUGAUGAUGAGGAGCAACGUCGCUUAAGGAAAUAUUUCCGUGGAUAUUUUGCCAGGCACAUUCAAAAAAACAACAAUAACAACAACAUAAAUACCAUUUACAAUAACAGCAGCAACAACAGCGCCUCUACGGGCGCCAAAACCAAGCCAACAACUCUACUAAGAGCCCCAGAAGUGAAAAUCAUACCAGCACCAGCAACACCAACAACACCCAAUCAACUGGGGCCCUCGUCUCCAGUGGCUAUAGCAUAUAACGGUACAUCACCAACAACAACAACCACAAGCACCACCACCAAAAUGAUUGCUCCUCGCUAUCGUUUUCGCGAUUUACUUCUAGGCGAUUUCUCCUUUAAUGACGAUGGUGAAAGAGUACGUGUGGAAUACUAUGUAAAUGAAAAUACAUUCAAAGAAAGACUGCAACUAUACUUCAUUAAGAAUCAGAGAUCAAGUUUACGCAUACGAAUAGCCGAUUUAUUUUUUAAGUUAUUAGCGUGUGUUUUGUAUAUAUUACGUGUGAUAACGGAUACAGAUCCAACAUAUGCCACAUGUUAUGGCUGUACGGUUAGCAAUAAAACGGAAUUUUUAGCAUCAGCACAGUUAACCGAGGAGGAGUUUCAGGAGAAACCCAUUAUCAAUUGGGAGGCGAUACUGUGGGUAAAUCGUCCCGCAGUGUUAUGGGCUGUUCAAUUAAUUUUAGCUUUAGUCUCACUAACGGAAGCCGUACUAUUAACAUAUUUAGGCUAUAAGGGAAAUAUAUGGCAACAAAUUCUUUCGUUUCAUUUUAUAUUAGAAUUAAUUACGACAAUACCUUUUGCAUUAACGAUAUUAUGGCCACCUCUAAGAAAUUUAUUUAUACCCAUUUUCCUAAAUUGCUGGCUGGCCAAACGUUCAUUGGAGAACAUGUUCAACGAUUUACAUCGAGCCAUGCAAAAAUCACAGUCCGCCUUGUCACAACAAUUGACAAUACUGUCUGCCACAUUGUUGUGUUUGGUCUUCACCAGCGUUUGUGGCAUACAACAUUUUCAACGUGCCGGUCAUCGCCACUUGAAUUUAUUUCAAUCCACCUACUAUGUGGUGGUCACCUUUUCGACGGUGGGCUACGGUGAUUUUGUUCCCGACAUUUGGCCAUCACAAUUGUACAUGGUCAUUAUGAUAUGUGUGGCACUAAUUGUUUUACCAACACAGUUUGAACAAUUGGCCUUCACCUGGAUGGAACGUCAAAAGUUAGGCGGCAGCUAUUCCUCACAUCGUGCCCAAAGCGAAAAGCAUGUGGUGGUGUGUUCAACAACCUUGCAUGCGGACACCAUUAUGGAUUUCCUCAAUGAAUUCUAUGCCCAUCCCCUGCUGCAGGACUACUAUGUGGUGCUACUAAGUCCCAUGGAAUUGGACACAACGAUGCGUAUGAUAUUGCAGGUGCCAAUAUGGGCUCAGCGUGUCAUUUAUAUACAGGGAUCCUGUUUAAAGGAUGGCGAUUUGGCGCGGGCACGCAUGAAUGAGGCUGAGGCCUGUUUCAUAUUGGCCGCACGCAACUAUGCCGAUAAGACUGCUGCGGAUGAGCACACGAUAUUGCGUUCGUGGGCUGUUAAGGAUUUCGCUCCCAAUGUGCCGCAAUAUGUGCAGAUAUUCAGACCCGAACAUAAGCUUCAUGUUAAAUUCGCUGAACAUGUUGUGUGUGAGGACGAAUUUAAAUAUGCUUUGUUGGCAAAUAACUGUACAUGUCCCGGUGCCAGUACAUUAGUGACACUCCUGUUGCAUACAUCACGGGGCCAGGAAGGCCAACAAUCACCCGAAGAAUGGCAUCGCUUAUAUGGCAAAUGUUCAGGCAAUGAAAUUUAUCACAUAGUCCUGGGCGAUAGCCGUUUCUUCGGCGAGUAUGAGGGCAAAAGUUUUACCUAUGCCAGUUUUCAUUCACAUCGAAAGUAUGGCGUGGCCUUGGUGGGUGUGCGUCCUGCCCACUUACCCGAAUUCUAUGAGGAUACAAUUCUUUUGAAUCCUGGCCCCCGGCAUAUAAUGAAGAAGGAUGACACCUGCUAUUACAUGAGCAUUACAAAGGAAGAGAACUCCGCAUUUGUGGUUAAUCAAAAUCAACAAAAUCAAAAUGCGGAUCCCAAUGCGGCAAAGGAGAAUGCAACAACAACAUCAUCAUCAUCAUCGCACACGGUCCCCAUACCAUCCGUUUGUGUACGUGUGCCCCAUAGUACUAGUUAUGAUGCGGUGGGGGGUGGCCCCGACCUCUCCGCCGCAGCCGCUGGCGCGUUAACCACCACUAACACCACCACCACCAACACCACCAUUAUCACCACAACCACCAUGAAUAUGCCCACCAUAGAACGGCAUAGCUCCGAAUGUGAUUUUACAACACUGUUUGUGCCAUCGGAUAAUCCUACAUCUGUGAUAAUCUCAGAUUCCAAACAGAAUCUCAAAGAUACUGCGGUAACAUCGACUAAUGCAACGCAAACACCUGCAGCAACGACUACAACCACUGUCACAACCACCAUCCCCUUGGGUCUGGGCGGCGGAGGCGGCCUUGGCGGCGGGGGUGGUGGUGCUAGUUCUUUACAUGGUAGCUUAGGAAAUACUUUGGGCAUAGGUGGUGGUAGUUCGGGCUGCGGUGGCGGUCUGACCAUAGGCACCACCUCACUGACCACAGGCAAUCACUUGGAUGUGCCGCAAUCGGGUAAUCCCAAUUUGUUGAGUCCGGAUAUUCUGAAUCAGAGAAGAGGCAGCCGUAGACCUUCAAUAUUACCUGUGCCUGAUAUGUUCACCUCCUCAUCAUUCAGUAUAUCCGGCAAUGAUGAUGGCGAUGAGGGUGAUGAAAGUGAUGAUGAAAUCGAUGAUGAUGUCCCUUGGCGUUCACCAUCCGAGAAAAUAGCUACUGCGAAUAAAACGUUGUUGUGCAUCCCCCACAUAGAUACCCCACCCAAAACACACCACACCACAUCUAGCAUCGUUAAAGGAUUUCCGCCGGUAUCACCGUUUAUUGGUGUUAGUCCUACGCUCUGUUAUUUGCUCAAGGAAAAGAAGCCUUUGUGUUGUCUGCAGUUGGCACAGGUUUGCGAACAUUGCAGCUAUCGCAAUGCCAAGGAGUAUCAAUGGCAGAAUAAGACCAUCAUUUUGGCUGCCGAUUAUGCCUCGAAUGGAAUUUAUAAUUUCAUCAUACCUCUGCGGGCCCAUUUCCGCUCAAAGACCUCUUUGAAUCCCAUAAUUUUGCUGUUGGAACGAAGACCGGAUGUGGCAUUUUUGGAUGCUUUAUCAUAUUUUCCAUUGGUUUAUUGGAUGUUGGGUUCCAUCGAUUGCUUAGAUGACCUGCUUAGAGCUGGCAUUACUCUGGCCGAGAGUGUGGUGGUGGUGAAUAAGGAGCUAUCGAAUUCAGCCGAAGAAGACUCUCUAUCAGAUUGUAAUACAAUUGUGGCCGUUCAGACAAUGUUCAAAUUCUUUCCCAGCAUAAAAAGCAUAACUGAGUUGUCGCAGAGCUCUAACAUGCGUUUCAUGCAAUUUCGAGCUCAUGACAAAUAUGCUUUGCAUUUAAGUAAAAUGGAAAAGCGAGAAAAGGAACGUGGCUCUCACAUAUCAUACAUGUUCCGCUUGCCAUUUGCGGCCGGUGCCGUCUUCAGUGCCUCCAUGUUGGAUACUCUACUCUAUCAGGCCUUUGUCAAGGAUUAUGUUAUAACAUUUGUGAGACUAUUGCUGGGCAUUGAUCAAGCGCCGGGUAGUGGUUUCUUGACUUCGAUGCGCAUUACCAAAGAGGACAUGUGGAUACGCACCUAUGGCCGUUUAUAUCAAAAACUUUGUUCGACCACCUGCGAAAUACCCAUUGGCAUCUAUCGUACUCAGGAUACUUCCAAUACGGAAGCAACACAUGUGAGUAAUUCACCUGUAGACAAAUGGGGACCAUUUUCAGCUUUCGGAAAGCACUGUGUGCGCUUGCGGCCAUCGUCGUCUAUGUUUUUUCAGUACUCCAUUAAUUUGGCCGAUGAGGCACGCGAUAAUCAUGCCCAGCAAAUCGAAAGAGCGGAAAUCGCCAACUUGGUGCGCAGUCGCAUGGAAUCAUUGAAUUUACCCACCAUUGAUUAUGAUGAUGUGAGCGAAAAGCGCAACCAUCUCUCGUAUGUGAUAAUCAAUCCGAGCUGUGAUCUUAAAUUAGAAGAAGGCGAUGUAAUAUAUUUAGUACGUCCUUCACCCUUCUCAGCACAGAAAACCUUUGAACGUCAUAACUCACGACGCAAAUCAAACAUAUCAUUUUGUUCGAACAUCAAUAUGGGCGCUGCCUGCGGCUCCAAUGUCGGUCCGGUGGGUGUGGGCGGCAACACUGGCGCCGGUUCGAGACGCGGUUCGGGCAUGGGCAUGGCUGGCCUCAAUCCCAUGCAAAUGCAAAGUGUCCAGACAUUGGCCGGGUAUGCUUCGCCACGCUGCACGCCGCCCAUACAACAAAUUAAAUCCAAUUCUCUUUCUCUACCCGACAGUCCUACGGUUGUUGGCUCACAGCGCGGACGGAGUAACUCAUUACGGAUUGAUAAUGAUAUUUUACUUCGUCGUUCAUCCUCGCUGCGUCAGGGUCUGCCCAAUGUGGGCAUCAAUACAGGCCGCAGAAAAUCAUCGUUGGAGGAAAUUGGCAUCAGUCACUUUACCACCUUGAUGCAGGCCACCAAUCACACCAAUCCCAUAAAAAUAGCCCUGAAUGGCAGCAUUGGCUUGGAGAAUCGCAUAUCAUUGCAGGUCACCCCACCGGAGGAGCCCACACCGAUUUUGGGAGUGCCCUGUGUGGUGCCCAGCGGCCAGGGCGGUGGCAUUAAUCCCUCAACAUUGGGCGGUGGCGGUGGUGGGUCCACGCUCAACAUCAACACAGCUGACUUGGCUGCCAGUUCGAAUUCCAAUAGCCCGCUGCAAGUGCCCCAGGAUCAGUCGCCAGGAUCUGGCGCUAUGCAAUCGCCGCAACACCUGCAGGGCACAAUUGUAUGAUACAACCUUAUGUGGGGUCGCAGACUCCGCUCUUCCAUAUCGAAGAAAAACAAAUGGAUUUAAUAUCGAACCAAAUAGGCUGCCUGCGAUCCGUUUCCAAUGGCGUUUGUAUUAUAGCGAAAUUCAAAAUCAACGAUGACUUCGAUGACGAUGACGAUAACGAUAUGUUUAUAUGCAAAGAAAAUGCAUAAAAAACAACAACAACAACAACAAAAAAAACACAAAAGAAAAUUCUUCAGUUCGUUUUGUAUUAGAAGUUAUGAUAAAGUUUUAUGUUUUUGUUUUUUGAAUAGUUAGUAGAGUUAUUUAUAUAUGCAACCGAUAAGAAUGAAAUCACUUUUCAUUUCUCAUAUCAUAUUGUACUGCUAAUAAAUAGAUACAAAUUCAUUUUUUUCACAUAUUUUGGUUUUUUAUUUUU
Stomoxys calcitrans (stable fly) is the source of this 5840-nucleotide messenger RNA. It is a transcript of the gene SLO2, whose product is annotated as potassium channel subfamily T member 1. Lineage: Eukaryota; Metazoa; Arthropoda; Insecta; Diptera; Muscidae. The record is from RefSeq and is a predicted model, not a curated record. The transcript is spliced from 27 exons. Gene Ontology annotation, molecular function: intracellular sodium-activated potassium channel activity. The coding region runs from base 761 to 5422 and encodes 1553 amino acids. Gene Ontology annotation, cellular component: membrane. Gene Ontology annotation, biological process: potassium ion transport.